Copidosoma floridanum is the source of this 1232-nucleotide messenger RNA. RefSeq names its product glycoprotein-N-acetylgalactosamine 3-beta-galactosyltransferase 1-B. The record is from RefSeq and is a predicted model, not a curated record. Gene Ontology annotation, cellular component: membrane. NCBI's taxonomy places the organism in Eukaryota, Metazoa, Arthropoda, Insecta, Hymenoptera, Encyrtidae. Gene Ontology annotation, molecular function: N-acetylgalactosaminide beta-1,3-galactosyltransferase activity.
UCAAGGAGUAAGAUGAACGUAAUCAUACUUCGGCCGUCGCUAUUUUUCGUUGGCUUUCUCAUAGGUAUAAUAACUGUUUUUUCGUUCAACUAUGCUGGCCGCAUUUUCGGAACUCAUGAGUUACAAGGAGAUCAUUCGAAAACAUUUUUGAGUAUAUUUAAAACUUGGUCCAAAUAUUCGAGAAACUACAAUGCCUGGCGUCAAAAGCAAAACGUCGACGUGUCGUUGGUUAAUUUAGAUGAUUUUUAUUAUGGACAACCCUCACAAGGGAACAAAGCUACUUUGGAAUCCGAAUGGCUGAUCAAGAAAGUACCCGUCACGUGCGUCGUAUUUGUAGAAAAAUUGAAACUCGCAACCACGAUCGAAGACACGUGGGGACGUCACUGUAAUCAGCUGCUAUUUUUCUCUCGCUACCUCAGCGACGCGCCUGUGAUAAACUUAAACAUAAAAUAUACCUCGUCGUGGCAGUUACUCUGCGAGGUGAUGCGUCACGUUUGGAAGACACGCGACCGAGUGCCGUUGAACUGGCUGAUCUUUGUCAACGACGAUACCUUUGUCGUUCUGGAAAAUUUACGCCACAUGCUGGCACCUCUGGACCACGAGCAAUAUUUUUACCUGGGACAUCCCGUAGUCCUCUGGGGCAACGUCUACAACGUCGCGCAAGCCGGAUACGUACUUAGUUAUGGGAUCCUGCAGAGGCUUAUAAAAAUAUUUGACACCUCGGCAAAAUGCGCUGCCGGCGGAAAAUACUGGAAAAAGGAAGACUUUUAUUUGGGCAAACACUUGUCGGCGUUGGGAAUUCAGCCCGCGGAUACCAGGGACGCAAAACAGCGUGGGACUUUUCACGGAUUCUCAUUGAAUGUUUUAUUGUGGGGAGUCGCCAAGCCCGACAGCUACUACACGAAGGCGCUGUACCCCCCGGGUCGCGAGUGCUGUUCGGACAGGUCCGUUACUUUCAGCGUCGGGGAAGGGGACAAAGUGAGGACCAUCAAUUACUUACUGUAUCACCUGCGCGUCUUUGGAGGUGGAUCCCGUGGAAACAAGGCGGCGCCAACGCCUGUGCCGGAAGACGAGGUCUGGAAGAUAGCGCUGCGCGAGGAGUUCAAUCUGACCGACGUCGAUGACAUCACGAGCGAAGAGUACUUUCAGAUGUGGCGGAAGAAAUACUCUGAGCCAGAGAUGUUUUUAGCCAGGAAUUUUCGAGGUGUGGCCGAGCCUUGACACCUAUACCC